UUUCUCUUUAACCAUUAACAAAACUGAAUUCUUUGUGUGUUUAUUAAUUUAAUAAACUUUGAGGUUAAUCUUAGGUUUUUACUGAACUAAUACCUGGGUCAGCUAUAUAUUUGGUUCGAUUGAUUGGUUUUCGCAUAAUCCAGUGGUGACGGAUAAUCUCGAAUAAUAUCGUCUUUUUAUGAGUUAAAAAUUUUAGAUGGGACAAAGACAAAGUGCAAAUACGCAUAAUUUGGAUUCGAAGCCUUGUCCAAAGAGGCAUAACCUCGAGGAAAAACCAGAAAAGAUAAAGUUUUCAAUGUUGCCAGACGAUAUUCUUUAUACAAUUUUUGAUCACCUUACGUAUAAAGAUUUGUUAAAUGUACGAGCCUCAUCAAAGCGUCUCCUUGAGUGUAGCGCUGAUUACAUUAAGCACUGUUGCUUGAAAAUGGAGAGAAUUAAAAAUAAUAAGCUAUUUGACGAGUCUAAUGCGGCUAUCAAGCUUGCAACACAAAUGUUCGUUAAAUAUGGGUUUGAGGAUUCUUUUUAUAUACAGUACCACUCAUAUUUAAAUAAAUCGAUAGCUGAUGUUUCAGGUUUUCUCUACAAUUUUUAUAAUUGUGUUUACUCCAUAAAUCACGGCAACCAACUCAAGAUGAAGUCAUUAUUUACAAUGAAUGUGUUACUCAUAAUUAUGCAAUUUAACAACAUCAUAAUUCAAAAACCAAUCUCUCUACGGCGUAUCUGGCGGGUUAGCAUUAAAAGAACAGGAGCAUGGGUAGGAUUAUGGUCACUCUCACGUGAUGACAUUGACAAGUGUUGUGAUUUUAUAGCUUUAAUUUUUGAAGCGCUUAAGUUUUAUAAUCCUCGUCUAGAAAUCAGAGAAGUUCACAAUAACAACUGGAUACAUACCCCUAUUGACGUCAAAGUAGAAACUAUCAUAACACUUAAAGUACAUGGUGGUAGAGAGAUACGUUCAUUAUUGGAAUCCAUAAUAUUUCAAAAAAAUUUUGACCCUACAAUUCAGAAGCUCACUGGAUGUGAGUUUAAGGUAUACUUGGAUAUCUCUUAUCAAAGGAUAAAGGGAUCGCAGCAGAAGACAUAAUUUACUAUGGACUGUGGUUAAUUUGAUGAAAAUAAAUUAAAGCAUAUUUACCGGCUUAACCAUAAGUAGGUUGUUGACAUGCUAACAAAGAGCAUGAAAGAAAGAAACAACAAUAUAAUAAAAACAACAAAUGAAAUCAUCGACAAAAAGUGCUCUAAAA
This is a messenger RNA of Teleopsis dalmanni, 1241 nucleotides long. RefSeq lists its product as uncharacterized. NCBI's taxonomy places the organism in Eukaryota, Metazoa, Arthropoda, Insecta, Diptera, Diopsidae. Bases 197 to 1081 code for a protein of 294 amino acids. Gene Ontology annotation, molecular function: protein binding. The transcript is spliced from 5 exons. The record is from RefSeq and is a predicted model, not a curated record.